This is a messenger RNA of Cooperia oncophora, 273 nucleotides long. Lineage: Eukaryota; Metazoa; Nematoda; Chromadorea; Rhabditida; Trichostrongylidae. The record is from the annotation of a GenBank genome assembly.
AUGCUAGGUAAGCAAUAUGAUGCGUUUGGCAACCUUCGCAAUUGGUGGAACGCGAACACUACGGAGGAGUUCGAGAAGCGAGCACAGUGUAUCAUCGAUCAAUAUGGGGGGAUUGAGGUGCCAGAUACUCCCCUGAAGCUUAAUGGUAAACUCACUCAGGGAGAGAACAUUGCUGACAUUGGAGGAUUGAAGCUAGCAUACCAGGUGAGUCACGAACAGCCUCACAAUGAAACCGAUCUGACCGACGCGAACCUUCUGCGCUCAUCGCAUUAA